AUGCCGGUCCAGCGACCCCGAGAAACAUGUACGGAAUGUUCCAUGCGACGCCAGAAAUGCGACCGCCAGCUUCCUUGCUCGAGGUGUAUCAAAAGAGGCAUCGCCGACCAGUGCACGCGUGAGUGGCCGACUCAGUACAAUCCCUCCAUUCAUCGGGUCUACAAAAGAUCGCGUCCGCUCCAGGGUGAAGGAGCAAGAUCCAAGUCAGCUUCUAGUCCCACUUCCCCUCAAGCUCCCACUCCAACUGCAGGGUCGAGGCGACCACUGCAAUUGAACGAAUUCGCGGCCCAUGAUACGCGAUGGGCAGAUGAGCCACGCUUACAGUACUCUUUCACGCCAACUAAAGCUCUCAUCUCGGAACUCCGGACGCAGGAUUCGGACACCCAGCUUGACCACCCAUGGAUUGACUCGACAGGAACAGGCUUCAACUCUACCGAAGAUGUUCACUCGGAAUUCCUACAGAUGUUACUACCCAAAGUUGGUCACAUCUGGGAUCUCGUCAACUACCAUGAACUCUGCCUCUUGUGGUAUCAUGGCUGCUACUUUGGCCCGCUCUUCCGAUGGGAAUUAGAAAACGUGUUAGCUGGCCAGGAUGAAAAGGAAACAUUGAUCGUCAACGGCCUGGAUCUCCAGUGGCUUGGCCUCCUCUUUUCCAUUCUUGCUGGCAGUGUAACGUGUGCUCCAGAACGUAGACUGUCUCAGUGGGGAUUUCAGAAAGAUGAAGGGUCGAGGUUGUCUAUGCAGUGGUACAAGGCCAGUAUCUCCUGCCUGAAUCAGGCGAACUACACUUCCAACCACAACAUAUAUGCGGUCCAUACCAUCGCUACAUUGACUAUGUCUGCUCAUCCUCUGGGACAGUCUGCAGAGCUGUCUGUUCUCCUCGGUGGCGCUCUGAAGAUUGCACAAAGCUUAGGACUCGACAAAUUAGACUACGACGCAUCGCUUGACGAGACCACGAAUGCAUCAACGGAAGAACAACGCCAUAGACUGAUCAAAAGGGAGAUCGGCCGUAGAUUAUGGUCCCAGCUUUGCGUCCAGGACUGGAUGUCUCUGCCAUUCAACGAGAGCUAUCAUAUCCAGCCGAGUCACUUCACGACGACCAAACCUUCCAACCGAAACCACCUGAACAUGGAUCCAAUCCCGCCCGACUUCCCUACUUACAUCAGUUACGGUAAUUACUUGUUUGAAAUAGCAAAGCUUAUGGUUAAACAUCACGAGGACAUCCUUCGUGCAACGACGCAAUUCACUACCUACGAGCACGUUAUAGAAUAUGAUUCAAGGAUGCGAACUCUCGCCACGAAAGGAAUGCCAUCCUACUUUCAUGUUGUGCAGCCGAUUGAUCCAGCGUGGCCAGAAUGGAUUCCAGCAGCCAGGGGAAGUCUGACCAUAUGCUUCGCACACAAGAUAAUCAUGAUCCACAGAGCAUACAUCAAGCAGAGUUUCGUCAACCCGACUUACUCCAUGACACGUCUAACGUGCUUAGCUGCGGCCAAGACAAUUUUGAAUGAGGCAAAACAAACCAAGGAUCUGGAUGGACCGAUCAUUUGGGUGGACAAAGCUUUCUGCAUCGUCGCGGCGAUCAUACUCUGCUUGGAUCUCUUCCAUCGUCCCAAGUCUGAUCCGGUUUUUGACACACACAAAGAACUGGUCACAGAAUGCAUCGAAUCCCUACGCAAGUUUGGUGACAGUGUUAUUGCUAUUCGCGGGGCGAGUUUGCUUGCCGCCCUACUGAUGGAGAGCGACAGGGUCACAUGUAUCUGGACAUGGCAACCACAGGCUAUUAAUGUAAGGGAAAUUAUCACCUCGGUAGGAGCAGAGAUGGAUGGUGCUAGUCCAUUUGAUGAUGCUCAACCACAACAACUCCCAGAACUAUUACCUCCUCAAGCUGGAUUCUGCAACCGGUUCAUAUUUGAGGAGCUUCUGAGCACCAACAUCAACGCCUAUGCAUGA
Molecule: messenger RNA, 1950 nt
Organism: Exophiala oligosperma
Lineage: Eukaryota; Fungi; Ascomycota; Eurotiomycetes; Chaetothyriales; Herpotrichiellaceae
Exons: 1
Coding region: 1-1950 (649 amino acids)
Biological process (GO): regulation of DNA-templated transcription
Molecular function (GO): DNA-binding transcription factor activity, RNA polymerase II-specific; zinc ion binding
Source: RefSeq, a predicted model, not a curated record